AUGGCUUCCGAGCUUGUUCGCCUGCUCCCUGAAAUCGGUUUCCAAUGUGAGCGUGUUACGCAAUCCGACCUGAUCGUUUCAACAGCUUCAGAUGAUGUGCUCACUCGAUGGUGCAAUCGGUCAACCGGACCCUAUUUGAGCUUCAAUUCCUACGUUCCAUUUAUGCACUCUGAUCACACCUUUCGAAACUCCAGUACAGGCAUACAUGCGCUGACACUUUCGAGAUCUGGACAUUGCAAUUCACACGUUCAAUUGGGCUUAACUGUUCAACACACAUCGCCACACAAUGUCAACAUGGCGCCGGGGCUCGUGGAACCUCAGUCUCAAUCUCCCUACAACUCCACAUCAGCCAUAGCCCCUAAGAGCAAAUCUGGAAGCGUUCACAACUACGUUCCUGGGCGAACCGUAGUCAAACAACACAACGAACCAUACGAGCAUGAAGACCUUCUGCCCGGCUUUCCAGAAAUCAAGUGGUCUCCCUACAAAGACAUCCCAUAUAUUGAAAAGGGCAAUCUUGGUGACACAAAUUUCAAGCAUCUUCUCGCCGACGCCACAGAUGUCUUCGACUACAAUUCCAAGAUCGGCACUGAAAUUCAUGGUGUCGACCUAGCCAACCUUACAGAUCUACAGAAGAACGACCUUGCAAGACUCAUCUCAACGCGUGGUGUAGUCUUCUUUCGAAACCAGAAGAACCUCACCAUUGAUAAGCAAAGGGAAUUAGGCCAGUGUUUUGGCUCCCCUGCACAUGCACGCCACCACCGCGGUGCCACGACGAGAAGGUUUAGAAGACCAUUAUUCACACAAACAUUUCACUGGCACUCUGACGUGACCUACGAAACCCAACCUCCAUCCUACACCUCGCUCAAACUCCUCACCGCCCCACCCCCUGGCGCGGGAGGCGACACUAUCUGGUCCUCGCAAUAUGCAGCCUAUGACAUGCUCUCUCCCGCCCUGCAAACCUACCUCGAAUCCCUCACCGCCCUGCACUCCGCUGACCUCCAAACCCAAGGCACCCGCGCCCUUGGCCGCGCCGUACGCCGCGACCCCAUAACUACCGAGCACCCCCUCAUUCGCACAAACCCCGUUACCGGAAGUGCCGAAGAUGAGAGUGAUUUUGUGAUUGCGUUGUUGAAUCAGGUUGUGGCGACGAGUCCGGAAGUUCAGGUGAGGUUUAGGUGGGGAGAGGGGGAUGUUGCAUUCUGGGAUAAUAGGUGCACGAAUCACUCGGCUUCAUACGGCUUUGCGCCUCAUCGCCGUCAUGCGGUAUGCGUGGCGGUGCAGGCGGAGAGGCCGGUUUUAGACCCGCAAAGUAAAAGUCAGGAGGAGGAUCUAAGUCAGAAGUUUGGGGUUCUCAGGACAAGUAAGGAUGGGAGUGGGGUUGUGAAAUAUAACGAUUGA
Molecule: messenger RNA, 1398 nt
Organism: Plenodomus lingam JN3
Lineage: Eukaryota; Fungi; Ascomycota; Dothideomycetes; Pleosporales; Leptosphaeriaceae
Source: RefSeq, a predicted model, not a curated record